Messenger RNA from Ustilago hordei, 1185 nucleotides. RefSeq lists its product as uncharacterized. The transcript has 2 exons. The coding region runs from base 1 to 1185 and encodes 394 amino acids. The record is from RefSeq and is a predicted model, not a curated record. Gene Ontology annotation, cellular component: cytoplasm. Lineage: Eukaryota; Fungi; Basidiomycota; Ustilaginomycetes; Ustilaginales; Ustilaginaceae. Gene Ontology annotation, molecular function: ATP hydrolysis activity; ATP binding; GTP binding.
AUGCCUCCCAAGAAGCAAGCCGUCGUCGAGAAGAUCCGUCUGGGUCGUCCCUCGAAUAACCUCAAGAUGGGUAUUGUUGGUUUGCCCAACGUCGGCAAGUCGUCGCUUUUCAACGUCAUUGCCAAGUGCGAUUUGGGCAAAUCCGCCAAUUUCCCCUACGCUACUAUCGAGCCUGAAGAGGCUCGAGUUCCUGUCCCCGAUGACAGGUUCACUUGGUUGGUGCAGCAGUACAAACCCAAGUCUGAGGUUCCUGCCUUUUUGACUUGCAUUGAUAUCGCUGGUUUGACAGCAGGUGCGAGUACAGGUGCCGGUUUGGGUAACGCUUUCUUGAGCAACGUCAGGAGUGUCGAUGGUAUCUUUCAGGUGGUUAGGGCUUUCGAUGAUGCAGAGGUUAUUCACGUCGAGGGUGACGUCAACCCUAUCAGGGAUAUGGAGAUUAUCUCGACCGAGUUGAGGUUGAAGGACAUCGACUGGAUCGAGAAGGCCCUUGACAACUCGAAGAAGAACGCCAGGAGUGCCGGUAACGUCAGCUUGGAAGACAAGAAGAGGAAGGAAGAGGUUGCUAUCAUCGAGAAAAUCUUGAAGUAUGUUCAGGAGGACAACAAGGAUAUUCGAAAGGGCGACUGGAACAACAACGAGGUCGAAGUCAUCAACAACCUUCAAUUGCUCACCGCCAAACCGGUCAUCUACCUCGUCAACCUCUCCGAACGUGACUACGUCCGCAAGAAGAACAAGUGGCUCCCCAAGAUCAAGCAGUGGAUUGACGAGAACAACCCUGGUGAUCUCCUGAUUCCCUUCUCCGUUGCUCUCGAAGAGCGUCUCCUUGCACUUGGCUCUCCUGAAGCAGAGGCAGCAGAACUCGCCACGCUCGGAGACAACAUUACCGGUGCUCUUGGUAAGAUCACCAAGGCUGGUUACGACGGUCUCGAUUUGGUCCGAUACUUUACUGCCGGCCCGGAUGAGGUGCGAGCUUGGACUUUCAGGAAAGGGUUGAAGGCUCCCGAGGCUGCCGGUAUCAUUCAUACCGAUUUCCAGAAGAAGUUUGUCUGCGGUGAGGUCUUCGGCAUCGACGACAUCAAGGAACACGCAAGUGAGACUGGUGUCAAGGCAGCCGGUAAAUACAAGCAGAUCGGGAGGGAAUACAAGGUGCAAGAUGGUGAUAUCUGCUACUGGAAGCACGGUUAA